Molecule: messenger RNA, 2956 nt
Organism: Myzus persicae (green peach aphid)
Lineage: Eukaryota; Metazoa; Arthropoda; Insecta; Hemiptera; Aphididae
Product: mitoferrin-1-like
Exons: 4
Coding region: 1-1044 (347 amino acids)
Biological process (GO): iron import into the mitochondrion
Cellular component (GO): mitochondrial membrane
Molecular function (GO): ferrous iron transmembrane transporter activity
Source: RefSeq, a predicted model, not a curated record
AUGAGUUUUGAUGAAUAUGAGACCAUACCAUCAUCUAAUGUGACUGAUCACAUGAUGGCUGGUGCCAUUGCAGGAAUUAUGGAACAUUGUGUAAUGUACCCUCUAGAUUCUGUAAAGACUCGGCUGCAGGCAUUCAUGCCAUCUGGAAAUGUAGGGAAUCGAGGAAUUGGCACUGUCCUUUUCAAUAUGAUAAAACAUGAAGGAUAUUUAAGACCAAUGCGUGGGAUGGGGACUGUUAUUAUAGGCGCUGGCCCUGCUCAUGCUCUCUAUUUUGCAUCUUAUGAACAUUUGAAGCAAAAAAUUUCCCAUCAAACACCUUUAAAUAUGACGGUUUCCUCAGGUGUUGCUGGAUGUGUUUCAACUAUUAUACAUGAUGCAAUUAUGACUCCAACAGAUGUUGUUAAACAACGUUUGCAAAUGUCAAACUCACCAUAUAAUGGUAUUUUAAAUUGCGUUAGUUCAAUUUGGCGAACUGAAGGAUUAGGAGCAUUCUAUCGUUCGUACAUGGUACAAUUGUUCAUGAAUGCACCAUUUCAAAUAGUUCAUUUUAUGACAUAUGAGUAUUGUCAAAAUUUUUUGAAUCCAGAUAGGAUAUACAAUCCUUUAUAUCAUAUGAUAUCAGGGGGUGUUGCUGGAGGACUCGCCGCUGCCAUAACAACGCCAUUGGAUGUAUGCAAGACUCUGUUAAACACUCAAACUACAAAUGUAAGAGUUGAAGGUUUAUUCCGUGCAGUCACAACUGUUUAUACCUUGGGUGGUCCCGGAGGAUUUUUUAGAGGUAUGGUAGCUCGUGUCUUGUACCAAAUGCCAUCAACAGCCAUAUCCUGGACGACUUAUGAAUUUUUCAAAUUUGUACUAAUGAAGAAAUCAAACAUUUCUGAUGAUCGACCACCUCCUCCACCUCCUCCAAUAAGUUCAUCAUUGGUAAAUGAAAAAAUAACAAAAAAAACUAGCGUUCGAUGUGAUUUGCCUGUAGCCUCAAGAUCACGUAUAUAUAGUCAUUAUACAGUUAGAGAUGAUGGGUCUAAAGGUCAGCAAUUUUAGGUUAGUAUUGAGUUACAUGGUCUAAACUAGUAUAUUGUGGGCAGGCAUUAGUUUAUUAUGUAUACAAAUUGUUUUUAAAUUAGGCUUGUUAUUAAUUGCAUAAUAUUGCGUAUCCAGAUUAAAUUUUUAGUUUCAGGUGUUCAGUAUUAAAUUGCAUAAUGUAUAAAGAAAAAAUAGAAAUUAUGAAAGCACAAAGGAGUUAAUAAUGUUUUUAAAAACUGUGGGUUUAUGGCAAAUAUUAACAUUUAAGAGGAAUUCAUAUUUUUAAAGUUUCAUUCUUCUUAAAGUUCAAAAUGAUAUCUAUAUUCAUACUCACUUUAUAUUUUAAAUAUUGAUUACUUGGUUAGUGAGCAAAAUUAUAAUAUUAUUGUUAUUUGUAUACCUUUAAAUUUUUUCUCUGUCCCAAACUCAAUUCCUAUGAUUAAUUUAAAAAAACUGUAUGUAUGUAUAUAUAUAUACAUAUAUGCUCUUAUAUAAUAUUAACCAAACAGAUAUAUUGUAUAUAUUUAUGUUAUUUUAUUAGUGUAUAAUAUACAACAUGUAUAAAUGUAUAUAAUACUAUCUAUGUACAAUAUAUUUAUUUGGUUAAAAUGUAAAAAUAAGUAUUGACCCUUAUUUUCUAAUUCUUAUAACACUGUCAAAAUAGUUAAAAUAGUGUUUCUGUAGAAUAAAUAUACAUCUAGUAGCUUUUAUAUAUGUAUUAUAUAUGUAUAUUUAUAAAAACGCCUUACAUUUUGGACAAAAAGCGCAAGCAUAAAAGUUGUCAGCAGAGACAUUUUUAAAAUUUUGAGAGACACAAUUAUUUGAACCAUAAUUUUUCUUUCUAUUCAGUUCAAUCAUAAAUAUUUUAAGUAAUAAAAUAUUAAAAUGUAUAUAAUUUACCCAACAAUUAUGGUGUAUUUUUAGUUAUAAAAGUAAGGAAGUUAUUUAAAUUACAAUAAGUUGUAUUUUUUUGCUGUUUUGAUUUUGAUGUAUUAGUUAAGUGUUUCUGUUCAAAAGAUCACUACUAACUUCUUGUAAUCGUUGUUUUUUAUAGUCCCAAGUUCGAAGACAAUAUUUUUGUAGUCUUCUAUUGUGUUAUUUUAGUUGAUUGUAAUACUAACUACUUUCUAAGGUAUCAUUUAAAUAGUUAUUAGUUGUUUUACCGUGUUUAUAACAAUAUUAUUAGGAUCUUGUGUUUUACUAUCCAAGAAUAUAAGUUAUUACUGAUUAAAAUACUUCACUUUACAAUACAAGACAUACCCAUCUUAAAAUUUAUGGACUUGUAAUUUAACAAGUCUAUAUAUGUUUUUUAAAUAUAUAAAAACAAGUUAGGUGUAUUAAAAAUGUUAAAAUGUCUUUUUGUCUGUGAUAUGUUCAUUUAUUUUUAUUAUUAUUAUUAUUAUUAUUACUAUUAUUAUUACUUUUUGUUAUAUGAUAUGUUUUUGUUAUUAUAACGAUGUUCACUUUGGAGGAAAGUAAUAUCAUUAUGUUAACGUUUGAUACAAAUUUGAAAUAAUUUUAUUUUUAUAAAAAAAUUAAGAACGAUAAAAUGCAAUGUGUAUGGUUACAAUAACAAAUAAUAUUAUGAAUAAUAAACACUUAAAGUGUAAAUGCUAAUUAAUGAAAUUAAAUUGUUACAAUGAUUAAGUUUAUUCAAUAUUUUAUGUACAUCACAAGGUUUUUACUACCAAGUGAUUACUAUUUAUUUUGUAUAUGUACAGUACCUACUAUAUUUAAUAUUCAUAGAAAUAGUUACAGCUAAAUAGUAAAGAAAAUCAACAUUUUUUUCUUGUAAAUCUAGUAUAUGCCUCACAAAAAUGACAUUUCUGUUAACCAUUAUAUAUCAUCAUGUAAACAACUUAUUGCUCAUUUUAAGCGAAUGUUGUAAAAAAAAUAAAACAUACAGACAAUAAAAACACCAUUAUAAUUA